UCAGUUCUCUCUUCAGUCUUCACGGUGCUAGAAUCUUUAACAAGAGAGACAUAGACAUCACUGCACCACCACUUCCCCCACAGCUAAACCAGCUGACCAAUUGCAGGCCACGCCUGUCACCUCAACUCAUCCCUCACUGGACCCUCACUGUAUCCUGAUCAUCCAUCGCUCACUUUCUCUCCCCCUCCCUCCCUCCGCCUGGUCACUGGGGCUUCAAAAUCGUGGCUUAUUCACCGUUCUCUUGUUCAUGUCCUUCUUCCUUCAGAGAGUCGUGCACUUUCGCUGUCAGUUGGUCCAUUCUCUUCUCUCAUAGAGUACUACCCUCGGUCCCGGUCCUGUAUCAGAACCAAUCCAGGUAUUCCUUACAGCUGUACCUCAAUGAACCCGCCCACAGUUAUCAGCUCUUCCGUCCGAACCGUGGAAAAUCUUUAGCUAGCGCUGUUUAACACCGGGUAGACCCUAUUAUCAGCUUCACCUUCAGAUGUUUACCACUCCCGCUCCCGCUCCGCCAACGCUCUCCACCUCCACUUCCCCUGUCACCUCAUCUUCACCUCCACGUCUGGGAAGGCUGAGGGGGCUGAGCUAUUUGAGGAACUACACUCAUACCCAUUUAAACCCUCUGGCAAGCAGUCCGACCUCCUCCCUUGCACAACCUCCGGCGAACCGUCCACACCACACCCCUCCGGUGUCCCCGGUAGCAUCUUCAAGCGGUAGUCAUAGGAACGGCGCUGGCAUUUCCCCCCGCAUCCAGCCCUCGCAUCUGUACAAUAACUUUGAAAACGACGCCUACCACGACCGACAACCUUCCCGACGUUCGGUCGCCGCGCGAGCCGCCGACUAUCAAUACUCCGCCGCUGUCAACCUGCUCAGCCAAGGGACCGUCACCAUGACCCGCAAUCGAGCCGAAACGGCCGCCUCCACCUUCGCCUCGCAACAUCACUCCACCACCACCAGUAGCUCCGACACCCGCAACGGGUCAGAGAGCUCCGCGUCCAGCCAUGCUUUGCCUAGCAUUCGAUUCCUCCCGCACCACGAUCCGCGGGCUUCCAAACCGUCCCUCCAGUUCGCCCCGAUCACACGGACGCUAGCGACCCCAACCGCAAUGCUGAAGGUGGGACGAUACUCCGAGCGGGAAAGUGCGCCGGAAAUCCAGCGGAAUGGGACGUCGGCGGCGCCCGUGGGGUUCAAGUCGAAGGUAGUGAGCCGUCGACAUUGCGAGUUCUGGUGCACCAACUCGCAGUGGUAUAUUAAGGACGUGAAAAGCUCGUCGGGCACGUUCCUCAACCAUAUCCGUUUGAGUGCGCCAGGGGUGGAGUCGAAGCCGUACCCGCUCAACGACGGCGAUAUUGUACAGCUGGGGAUCGACUUUCGGGGCGGCGAAGAGAUGAUCUUUCGGUGUGUGAAGAUCCGAAUCGAGUGCAAUCGGGGAUGGCAAAAGGGAUUAAAUGCUUAUAACAAAUCUACUCACAAGAACCUGCGUAAGCUCGCGAGCAAGUCACCACGACACGACACGGAUAAUGCGUCCAACACCAGCUCGGAGUGCGCGAUCUGUCUAGCUGCAAUUGCUCCCUGCCAAUCCCUUUUCGUUGCCCCUUGCUCCCACGUCUGGCACUACAAAUGCAUCCGCCCGAUCCUCAUCAGCUCUACCCAUCCGCAUUUCCUCUGCCCCAACUGCCGCGCCGUCGCGGACUUGGACGCCGAUGUGGACGAGGCCGACAACGUCGACUGGGAAGACGAUGACAUUGACGCGGCGAUCGAGGAGAGCAAGAAAGAAGCAGAGCAGCAGAAGGGAGAUGAUCUACCACAGAGAGAAGCCAGUCCUCAGCUCGCCGUGAGUGUAGGACAAGAAAUCAGGGAAACUCCGACAGAUGCGGGCGAUACCACUCGCGUGCAUGUUGCCCCUGACACCAUAGUCCCUGUCGCAGCUGCCAGGUCCCUUGCCAUCGACCAGAACCCAUCCGCCGAUGCCAAUGGACUGAGCAGCAUGCUCGCUAACGUGUCGCUAUCACCAGGGCCAGCGGUCAUGAACGAUGACCGUUCGCACACGCUCUUAGCUCCCAUCCCCAUCCCAACAUCAACCGUGGCGAGUAGAGCCCUGAGUCUAGGACUUGAUGGGACGGAGGAGUCGGAAGGGGGACCGCCGAAUUUGGGGGCGGGAGAUGCCCAUCCUGAGUGUCCGAUGACCCCAAGGAACGACGUGGGCCCGUUUCUGGUGGAAGGAGGAAGAAGGGUGGGGAGUUCCGGUGUGUCGGUGGAAGCAGACUGACGACGGUCGGCGAUGGGAAACGAUGACACUGUAUACAACGACCGUGAUGUGUGGAGCGAUGGCCCACGAGUUGUAAGGAUGAUCAUGAACCACAAGAGGGUGGGCAAAUCCUUUUUCAUGCUGAAUGAUCGGCGUUCAAGCGUUCAGGGAGCAGAGUUAUCUGUUCCGUUAUCGUGGGGUAUGUGGGUCAGGGUAGGGAAAGGCCCAAUAUUUCGGUGGCGUACGUCCGUCGCAACUACGUCCAAACUUAUACCGGUAGGUAUAGGUAGUUUAGUAAAUGAACGACAUGAUAUCUGACAACGGGGCUCGAAAA
Messenger RNA from Eremomyces bilateralis CBS 781.70, 2579 nucleotides. RefSeq lists its product as uncharacterized. The record is from RefSeq and is a predicted model, not a curated record. Gene Ontology annotation, molecular function: protein binding; ubiquitin protein ligase activity. Gene Ontology annotation, cellular component: cytosol; ubiquitin ligase complex; cell division site. The transcript has 3 exons. The coding region runs from base 482 to 2266 and encodes 594 amino acids. NCBI's taxonomy places the organism in Eukaryota, Fungi, Ascomycota, Dothideomycetes, Eremomycetales, Eremomycetaceae. Gene Ontology annotation, biological process: negative regulation of septation initiation signaling; ubiquitin-dependent protein catabolic process; protein ubiquitination.